Cariama cristata (Red-legged seriema) is the source of this 408-nucleotide messenger RNA. RefSeq names its product DAZ associated protein 2 (gene DAZAP2). The transcript has a single exon. NCBI's taxonomy places the organism in Eukaryota, Metazoa, Chordata, Aves, Cariamiformes, Cariamidae. The record is from RefSeq and is a predicted model, not a curated record. The annotation marks the transcript as partial.
AUGUCUUUAUACCCCAAAGUAAACGCUCAGGGAAGGGAAUUGCCUCGUGCAAGCAGGAGGGUGAAAGUCUACGUCGGGGCUAGUGCUUUGACAGCACUGAAUAAACACCUGGGUGUGGGGAAUAACAAGGCUCUAAACUUCCUUGCCUGGCUUUUUUUUUCCCAGCUUUACCGUCCCAGCUUCGUGCCUCUUGGAGCAGCCACCGUACCUACAAUGUCUGCGGCGUAUCCGGGCGCUUCCAUCUUCCUGCCCAUGGCCCAGUCUGUGGCCAUGGGUCCGAUCGGCUCGUCGGUCCCGAUGGCGUAUUACCCCGUGGGACCGGUUUAUCCUCCGGGCUCGACAGUCCUUGUUGAAGGUGGCUUUGAUGCUGGAGCAAGGUUUGGGGCUGGUGGAACAGCCAGCAUCCCU